Molecule: messenger RNA, 1632 nt
Organism: Penicillium cataractarum
Lineage: Eukaryota; Fungi; Ascomycota; Eurotiomycetes; Eurotiales; Aspergillaceae
Product: amino acid permease
Exons: 8
Coding region: 1-1632 (543 amino acids)
Biological process (GO): amino acid transmembrane transport
Cellular component (GO): membrane
Molecular function (GO): amino acid transmembrane transporter activity
Source: RefSeq, a predicted model, not a curated record
AUGGCAGAUAAAACCGACUUCGCCGCUACCGCAUAUCGCGCUCCAGCCAAGGAUGCGGAUACAAACAGUUUGCGGUCGGGAAGUAGGACAAAUCGCAGCGACAAUGAGUCCGGGGUUCAAGAUCCAUUUGUCGAGCCGUUGAAGCGGCAGCUCAAGUCGAGACAUCUACAGAUGAUUGCAAUUGGAGGAAUCAUCGGUCCUGGCCUGCUGGUCAGUUCAGGAAAUGCCCUCCACGAAGGAGGUCCAGCAGGAGCUCUGAUCAGUUUCUCGCUCGUUGGGCUUAUCGUAUUUUUCGUGAUGCAAUCGUUGGGUGAAAUGGCGACAGUUAUUCCAGUCACGGGGUCUUUUACAGAAUAUGCGGAGCGCUUUAUCGAUGACUCUAUUGCGUUUGCGCUGGGUUGGGCAUAUUGGUAUCUUUGGGUUACGGUCCUCGCAAACGAGUACAACUCAAUCUCUCUCGUUAUUGGAUACUGGACAGAAGCAGUACCGCAAUGGGGAUGGAUUCUCAUCUUUUGGUUCCUCUUCCUCGGUCUGUCCAAUUUGGGCAUUCUAGCUUAUGGCGAGAUGGAAUUUUGGCUGUCCUUAAUCAAAGUUAUCGCCCUGAUAGUGUUCUUCAUUCUUGCUAUCUGCAUCAGUUCUGGAGGCAUUGGGCCACAGAAGAUCGGUUUCAAGUAUUGGCAUGACCCUGGAGCAUUUGCGGAUUCCAUCAAUGGAGUGGCGAAGACGUUUGUCGUUGCUGGAACUUUGUAUGCCGGCACGGAGAUGGUUGGAAUCACGGCUGGAGAGUCGAAGAAUCCCGAACAGGCCGUUCCUAGGGCUAUCAAACAGGUCUUUUGGCGCAUUUUGAUCUUCUAUAUUGGAACAAUCUUCUUCAUUGGUAUUCUGAUUCCAUAUAAUGACCAUCGAUUGCUCGGAUCUACCUCGAAAACAGCCAGCUCCCCUCUAACCAUCGCCCUGCAAGACGCGGGAAUUCUGCCCGCGGCACAUCUCAUCAAUGCUCUGAUCGUUAUCAGCGUCAUAUCCGCAGGAAACAGCUCCCUAUAUGUGGCGUCUCGAACACUCCUGUUCAUGUCACGCAACGGCAAAGCUCCAAAAUUCAUCGGGCGCGCCAACCGCGCGGGCGUGCCUUGGGUCGGUCUCAUUUUCACAAACAUCUUCGCUUGCAUCGUCUUCCUGGGACAGUCAUCCAGCGCUGGGAGGGUGUAUUCUGCUUUGAUUACGUUGUCUGGAGUGGCUACAUUUAUCGUUUGGGCCGUCAUUGGCGUCUGCCACAUUCGGUUCCGUCGUGCCCUAGUUGCGCAGGGAGAAGACCCAGCUGGGUUGCCCUUCCAGGCUGCGCUAUAUCCCUAUGGCACUUAUUUCUCACUAGCAGCGAAUGUCUUCCUGAUCUUCUUCCAGGGGUAUACAUGCUUCUUGAACCCGUUCAGCUCGACUGAUUUCGUGAUCAACUAUAUCCUGCUUCCCGUGUUUGUGCUAUUCGUCGCUGUAUACAAGGCCUGGAACAAGACUCGCUGGGUCAAAUUGGAGGACAUGGAUAUUUGGACUGGCAGGAGAGAAUUCGCUGAACAAGAGUCGCAGCCACAAAAACCUCGGCAAUGGUGGUCUCGCAUUAGUGAUAUUGUUGUGGGGUAG